Molecule: messenger RNA, 6761 nt
Organism: Myotis davidii
Lineage: Eukaryota; Metazoa; Chordata; Mammalia; Chiroptera; Vespertilionidae
Product: zinc finger protein 28 homolog
Exons: 10
Coding region: 351-4817 (1488 amino acids)
Biological process (GO): negative regulation of transcription by RNA polymerase II
Cellular component (GO): nucleoplasm
Molecular function (GO): DNA-binding transcription repressor activity, RNA polymerase II-specific
Source: RefSeq, a predicted model, not a curated record
ACACCUUCAGAAUCUUAUGGCUUAUUGUUCCAGAGGGUAACAGCUUCCAGAGCUCCAGAUAAAGGGACAGAUGGUCCUGAAAUCAGCUGAGUGACAGUAGCAGGGACAGCAUCUGGACCCAGAGGAAAUGUACACUCAAAGCGAAUUUACUUUUCAACCCGCAGGUCCCGGCUCGAGGAACAAGAUCUACCAGGUGCCCUGAGGAGGAGGUCUCAGGACCUGGAUGUCGUCAUUUGUGGGGACACCACUGACCAGAGUCUAAGAUUUCUACCCAGAAAUUUCGAGCAGCUCAAGAAGAGACCAAAGACGCAGCGUCCAUCUUCCUGGCCAUUUCCCAGUAACAGAAGACAAUGAUUAAGAACCAGGAAUCACUCACACAGGAGGAUGUAGCCGUGGACUUCACCUGGGAGGAGUGGCAGCUCCUGGGCCCCGAGCAGAAGGACAUAUACAGGGACGUGAUGUUGGAGACCUACAGCCACCUGGUGUCACUGGGGUAUCCAGCCAGCAAGCCAGACACACUGUCUAGAUUGGAACGAGGGGAACCAUGGACAAGAGAAGGUGGACUCCACAGUGGGAUCUGCUCGGAAACCAAGAAAAACGAUGGUCACUUACAGAGGCACUUGCAAAAUCAAAGAUGUCUAAAGAGAACAGAACAGUGCCAUGAACAUAACGCAUUUGGAAACAUUGUUUUUUGCAGUAAAAGUAAUUUUUCUUUAAGGCAAAGUCAUGAUACAUUUGACUUGCACGGGAAAGCAUUGAAAUCAAAUAUAAGUUUGGUCAACCAGAACAGAAGCUGUGAUGUAAAGAACCCAAUUGAGAUUAAUGGACAUGCAAAGCAUGAACAACAUCAUACUGAAAUAAAAUUUCCUGAAUGUGUUAAUUCUGUAAACACCAACUCCCAAUCCCUUAAGGCGCAAAAGACUCAGAAGAUAAAUAGAUCCCAUGUAUGCAGUGAAUGUGGGAAAGACUUCAUCAAGAAGUCUCGCCUCAUAGAUCACCAGAGAGUUCAUACGGGAGAGAAACCUCAUGGGUGCAGCAUAUGUGGGAAGGCCUUCUCCAGGAAGUCCAGGCUCACUGAACAUCAGAAAACUCAUAUAGGAGAGAGACGGUAUGAGUGCACCGAAUGUGACAAAGCCUUCCCCAAGAAAUCACGGCUACUCGCUCAUCAGAAAACUCACACAGGAGAGAAACCCUACAUUUGCGAUGAAUGUGGAAAAGGCUUCAUCAAGAAGUCUCGGCUCAUUAAUCAUCAGAGAGUUCACACAGGAGAGAAGCCGCAUGGAUGCAGUCUGUGUGACAAAGCCUUUUCCAGAAAGUCCAGGCUCAUUGAACAUCAGAGAACUCACACGGGAGAAAAACCUUACGAAUGCACAGUAUGUGACAAAACCUUUCGCUGGAAAUCACAGCUCAAUGCCCAUCAGAAAACUCACACAGGAGAGAAGUCGUUUAUAUGCAGUGACUGUGGGAAAGGCUUCAUCCAGAAGGGCAAUCUCAUCGUACAUCAGCGAACUCACACGGGAGAGAAACCCUAUAUAUGCAACGAAUGUGGCAAAGGCUUCAUCCAGAAGGGCAAUCUCCUAAUACAUCGACGGACUCACACUGGAGAGAAACCCUAUGUAUGCACUGAGUGUGGAAAAGGUUUCAGCCAGAAAACUUGCCUUAUAUCACAUCAGAGAUUUCACACCGGAAAGACUCCCUUUGUGUGUACCGAAUGUGGCAAAUCUUGUUCACACAAGUCCGGUCUCAUUAACCAUCGGAGAAUUCACACAGGGGAGAAGCCCUAUACGUGCAGUGACUGCGGAAAGGCUUUUAGAGAUAAGUCGUGCCUCAAUAGACAUCGAAGAACUCAUACAGGAGAGAGACCCUACGGGUGCUCUGAUUGUGGGAAAGCCUUCGCCCACCUGUCAUGCCUGGUGUACCAUAAGGGAAUGUUGCACACCAGAGAGAAAUGCGUAGGUUCCGUCAAGUUGGAAAACCCUUUUUCAAAGAGUCGCAGCUCAGCUCAUUCGAGUGACAGAGUUCAGGAGAAAACCCCUGUUGAUGCAUUGACUGUCCAGAUGCCUUCAGCGGCAGGUCAGAUUUCAUUACACAUCAGUGGGUUCCUAGCGGAUGGGAACAUGGCCACUGUGGGACCGCCAGGUGCCAGAGGCGUAGCCUCCGCAGAUAACAGAAUUGGCACAGAGAAACCUUAUGAACGCAGGGAAUGUGGUAGUACCUUCAGUGACCAGUUAUGUCAUAUUGUAUGUCACAAAAACCACACAGGAGAAAACUGUGAUGCAAUCAAGGCGGAAGACUCGAACAUGUUGCAAAUCAUAAGGGCCUAUGGGGUUGAACAUAAUGUGAGCAAGGAGAUGAACUUGAUGGCGGUGCCACAGCCCGCCUUCUCAGGAUCUCCAGUGCCUCCUGGGCUGACGGGCCGGUCGCUGAGCAAAAGCCUUCUGUACGUCAGGUGUGCCAAGAUGGCGGCCCCCAGGGUGCCGAGGCGACGGCGGCGCGUGUACAUUACGUCACAAGGGAACGCCAGGAACCCGUAUUCCGUUCUCCAUAGAAACGCAGCAGAAACCCCUCGCGCCUUCGCCGAACAUUCAGGAGCGGAGGCCAGAAGGGAGAAGUUUAGGGAAAAAUUUAGGACAUACCAAGAGAAGAGAAAGACGAGUAUACCAGCUGCUGGCCAUUUCCCCAAACAGACGGAAAUGACCCAGGCCCAGGAACCGCUGACACUGGAGGAUGUGGCCAUGGACUUCACCUGGGAGGAGUGGCAGCUCCUGGGCCCUGAUCAGAAGAUCCUGUACAGGGACGUGAUGUUGGAGACCUACAGCCACCUCUUGUCAGUGGGGUAUCAAGUCAGCAAACCAGAUGCUCUCUCCAAGUUGGAACCAGGGGAAGAAACAUGGACAAUAGACAAUGAACUCCACAGACUAGUCUGUCCAGACACUGGAAAAGUUGAUAAUUAUCUCCAGGAUCACUGGGAAAAUCAAAGAAUGUUGGAAGGUAUGGAACAAAUGCACAAACAAGAUACAUUUGGAAAUAUUGUUCCUCAAAGCAAAAGGCAUUUUCCUUUCAGGCAAAAUCAUGGUGUGUUUGACUUCUACAUGAAAACUCUGAAAUCAAAUUUAAGUUUAGUCAAACAGAGUAAAAGCUAUGAAACUAAGAACUCUGCUAAGUUGAAUGGAGAUGGAAAAUCAUUUUGGCAUGGCAAACAUGAUUUUCAUCUUGCAGUUAAAUUCCCUGUCAGUGCAAAACCCAUUAGCAGUAAGUCCCAGGUCAUUAAGCAUCGGGGAACUCAGGAGGUAGAGAAAGCCCACGUGUGCAGUGAAUGUGGAAAAAGCUUUGCUAAGAAGUCUCAGCUCACUGAUCACGAGAGAAUUCACACAGGAGAGAAACCUUACAGUUGUAGUUUGUGUGCAAAAGUCUUCUCCAGAAAGUCCAGGCUCAAUGAUCAUCAGAAAAUUCAUGAAAGAGAGAAAUCCUUUAUAUGCAGUGACUGUGGCAAAGUCUUCACCAUGAAGAGCCGUCUGAUUGAACACCAGCGAACUCACACUGGAGAGAAACCCUAUGUGUGCAGUGAAUGUGGAAAAGGCUUCCCAGGAAAGCGUAAUCUCAAUGUACAUCAACAAAAUCAUACUGGAGAGAAAUGCUACGUCUGUGGUGAAUGUGGGAAAGGCUUCACUGUGAAAAGGAGGCUCAUCGUACAUCAGCGAACUCAUACUGUAGAGAAACCCUACACCUGCAGUGACUGUGGGAAAGCUUUCACCAUGAAGCAUUAUGUCCUCAUACACCAACGAAAUCAUACAGGAGAGAAGCCAUACGUAUGCAAUGAGUGUGGGAAAGGAUUCACCACGAAGAACCGUCUGAUUGAACACCAGCGAACUCACACUGGAGAGAAACCCUAUGUGUGCAGUGAAUGUGGAAAAGGCUUUACCAGGAAGAGUAACCUCAUUGUGCAUCAGAGAAAUCAUACGGCAGAGAAAUCCUAUGUAUGUGACGAAUGUGGAAAAGGUUUCACGGUGAAGAGCAUGCUUAUCAUACAUCAGCGAACGCAUACUGGAGAGAAACCCUACACCUGCAGUGAGUGUGGGAAAGCUUUCACCACGAAGCAUUAUGUCCUCAUACACCAACGAAAUCAUACAGGAGAGAAGCCAUACGUAUGCAAUGAGUGUGGUAAAUCAUUCACCACGAAGAUCCGUCUGAUUGAACAUCAGCGAACUCACACUGGAGAGAAACCCUACACCUGCAGUGAGUGUGGAAAAGGCUUCCCCUUGAAGAGUCGGUUGGUUGUACAUCAGCGAACACAUACUGGAGAGAAACCAUACAGAUGCAGUGAAUGUGGGAAAGGAUUCAUCGUGAAUAGUGGGCUGAUGUUACACCAGCGAACUCAUACUGGAGAGAAACCCUAUAUAUGCAAUAAAUGUGGAAAAAGUUUUGCCUUUAAGAGCAACCUUACGGUACAUCAGUGGACUCAUACCGGGGAGAAACCCUUUUUGUGCAGUGAAUGUGGAAAAGGCUUCACCAUGAAACGCUAUCUCCUCGUACAUCAGCAAAUUCAUACAGAAGAGAAGUCCUAUAUGUGUGGUGAGUGUGGAAAAGGCUUUGCCAUGGAAACUGAGCUCAUUUUACAUCAGCAAAUCCAUACUGGAGAGAAACCUUAUGCGUGCAAUGCAUGCGGGAAAGUCUUUGCUGUGAAAAGUCGUCUAAUCGUCCAUCAACGAACUCACACCGGAGAGAAACCUUUUGUGUGCAGUGAAUGUGGGAAGGGCUUCUCUUCAAAGAGAAAUCUCCUUGUACAUCAUAGAACUCAUAAUGGGAACAAACCCUAACAAUGCAAUGAAUAUGGUCACACCUUCAGGAAAAAUAAUAUGCCUUGUACAAUGUCAGAGACUUCACACAAGAUAGACUUAUAUGUACUGAUCUCAUGACCCACCAGGUAAGUGACACAGUAGACAAAGUGUAUGUAUGCAAUUAGUCUGAGAAAGCCUUCAAUAUGAAUUCAGCACUCACGGUAUAUGAAAGAACUUAGAAAAUAAAAGACAGACUGUGUAUUCAAUGAUUGGGGUAACCUUUCAUUUGUCAAGCCUUAUUAAUACACAAAAUGUGUAGUCAAGGUACAUAAUCCUUUGCAGAGUCUGAAUUCAUUACUUACAAGUGAACUCGUGCAAGGGACAAAGUCAAACCGUGAGUUCAGUGCAGUGUGCUCCUAGCAUACUUGAAUAUAGUCAGUGUACUUUAUUAACCUGUUGCUAGCCUUUCACUCAUGGGAAAUUAUGGAAUUUGCAUAGGAGUGAAAUUUAAUGAAUGCAAAGAAUGUGCUCGUGCCUUAGGUGAUAAAUUACCUUACACUGUAUGUCAAAAUUAAUACAGAAGAAAAAUGCAGAAAGUCUUGAGGAAACAUUUCUCACAUGAAAUAACAUUUCCCACACUCACUGCAGGUAAUGAUAUGUCUGAAAAGUAUAUGCUAAUAGAAAUCACAUGCAUAGAAACACUAGGAAAGCCUGCUGUGGGAAUAAAGACUAUCUCAUUAGUGAUCACAGUAGAUCAUCAGUGAGCUUGUACACAGUAGCAACAUGAUGGUCAUGGGAAAGCCUUUGUUUAGAAAUAAACCUGAAUAAGUUGCCUGAUAUUCAUGCUGGAGAAUAAUUUUAGAUGGCAAAGAAUAUGGCAGAAUUAAUCAUUUCUCAUGAGUUCAUACAGCAAUAAAACUGCUGGAAACACACUUAAUGUAGAGUGACUCCAGCAAAAUAUCACAGAAUUCAUGAAGAAAGCUUUGUAAAAAUGGUAUCUACUUGAGUUUUCUAAGCCAAGUCUAAACUUAUUAUAUAACUGAUGUCCAUUCUGGGACAGGAUACCUUGAACCAUAUACUCAAUGGUUCCAUAAAUUUAAAGUAGGCAAUUCUCAACACUGAUUAAAUGUUAAUGUUAUAUACAAGCAGGAGUGUUCUGUGUCCACUUCGUAUCAUUAUAUGAUUAGCUCUUACAUUUCCUGGGCUCUAAAUUCAUCCCUUUCAAUGUACUGUGUACUUCAGAAGUAAAAGAAAUAUACUCAUAAUUCCACAUCAUUGGAUGUAUUUAUCUAAGUUUAUAAGUUUUGAAAACAUCUUAAAUAUGAUCUUUCUGAAAUAUGUUUUGGAAUGAUUUUAGACUCACAAGGAAUUACAAAUCAUACAAAGUUCCUAGGGACCUUUACUCGGCCUCUUCAGUAAUAGAACCUGAUAUAUCAUCAAAACCAGUAAAAUGAAAUCAAAACCAAUAAAAUACUGUUAAGUAGACUAUAGACCUUAUUUGGAUUUCACUAGUUUUGUUAUGCUUCCAUUUGUGUGAGGUUUUUUUUGUUUUGUUUUGUUUUUUGGUGUUGAGGUCUAAGAAAUUUUAUCACAUGUAUAGAUAUCUGUAAAUCCUGCCACAAUCAGGAUGUAGAAUUGUUGUACCAACACAAAGAUACAUCCACCUGCUACCGCUUUAUACACACACUGUCCCCCAACCCUGACCUAUGGGCACCACUGAUCAGUACUCCAUAGCUCUAAUUUUAUCAUUUCUUAAAAUGGAAUGUAUGUAAUCUUUGAGCUGGGCUGUUUUCCCCCCACUCAGCAAAUUGCUCUUAAGAUCCAUCCACUUUGUUGGGUGUAUAAACAGUUUUCCUUUUUUGUUACUGAGUAGUAUUUUUCAGUAUGGGUGUACCAUUUGUUAAUCUGUUCACUGUUGAUGGAUGUUUGGGUUGUUUCCAGCAUUUCAUUGUUAUGAAUAAAGAUGUUAUCAACAUUUAUGUA